Messenger RNA from Artibeus jamaicensis (Jamaican fruit-eating bat), 321 nucleotides. RefSeq names its product protein dpy-30 homolog. The transcript has a single exon. NCBI's taxonomy places the organism in Eukaryota, Metazoa, Chordata, Mammalia, Chiroptera, Phyllostomidae. The record is from RefSeq and is a predicted model, not a curated record.
AUGGAGCUAGAGCAGAUGUUGGAGGGGCAGAUGCAGAUUUCACAAAAUACUCACUCUGAGUAUGGUCUCACAGAUAACGUCAAGAGGAUAGUGGAAAAUGAGAUUAAUUCAGAAAAGUGAUUAAAACAGAAAGUGAAUCUCUAGUCUUUGCCAGCUAGUGCCUAUCUGGAUCGGACUGUUGUGACUCUCUUAUUACAGGGACUUGAGGUGCUUGCAAAGGAAAGACCACCACAUCCCAUUGAAUUUUCAGCAUCAUAUCUUAAAAAAACAAAACAAAACAAAACAAAACAAAACAAGGCACAGUUUGAAGAUCAAAACUGA